Aspergillus tubingensis is the source of this 1905-nucleotide messenger RNA. RefSeq lists its product as uncharacterized. The transcript has a single exon. The record is from RefSeq and is a predicted model, not a curated record. Bases 1 to 1905 code for a protein of 634 amino acids. Gene Ontology annotation, cellular component: phosphopantothenoylcysteine decarboxylase complex. NCBI's taxonomy places the organism in Eukaryota, Fungi, Ascomycota, Eurotiomycetes, Eurotiales, Aspergillaceae. Gene Ontology annotation, biological process: coenzyme A biosynthetic process. Gene Ontology annotation, molecular function: FMN binding; phosphopantothenoylcysteine decarboxylase activity.
AUGGCUGUCGGUUUUGGCGCAAGUUUCCCCUCGACCUCGACUGGUGUCGCAACGGUGGUUUCAAAGGGUGUCUGGUCGUCGGAAAUGGAGGUCACUACAGAAAUGGGAGGAAAGUUGACGGAAAAUACCACUACGACCCCCAUGCAAAUAGAUAAUCAAAUACAAGAAGCCCCGGGCUCUUCUCCUCCUCGUCGGAAACGCUUACUCCUCUCCACCGAGAGUGCUUUUGUCGACAACAUACUUCCUUCGCUGGUUCAGAAUCCCGAAAUUGAAAUACGGUUGAUCACAGACGAACCCUCCGCCCUUCUGUCGGGCGCAAGCAAGGUUCCUCAUUAUAUGGACACGGUGGAUAGUCAAACAUUCGAAAAGAAGACUGGGGCUCGGAAAUGGCUCAAGGCCAAGGCGGCGGAAUUGUGCGAGUGGGCUGACAUGCUGCUGGUUGCGCCGAUAGAUGCUGGAGCGUUGGGGUCGAUGCUAUAUGGGCUGACCAACACGUUGACGUUGGCGCUCCUGCGGGGUUGGAUCUCGUCGAAGCCGGUGGUGCUGAUCCCUGGAAUGACGGUUUCAGAAUGGCACCAUCCACUGAGUAAAAGGCAACUUCGUGAGGUGGCAGAGUUCUGGCCAUGGAUCAGUGUGGUGUCACCGGUGCUGUGGGAAUCGGUCAGUCCGGAGGAGCUGGUUCAGUUACCAUGGGAAGGCUUAAAAGAACUACAUGAAGUUCUCGAACGAACUUUGGGUCUAUCGUUCUCUCAGGUCUCCACUAAGCCUGGCCAGCUUACAGAUUCUACAUACCCGACCGGCAUUUCGGAGCAGAUGCCUGGUGAUGCGGCGUCCACGAUAUCGCGACACCUCCUGCAUCGAAGCAAUAAAACGGAAAGUGGCCCGCGCUCACUACCCAUGGAGCUAUGGCUCAAUAUCUUCGAAGACCAAUUACACGACUGGGAAAUCGCAAAGGCAGUUGGCAUCCCAACCAAUCUGCCCGUGCCGAAGGAAUGGCAAAAUCACCUGCUAAAGAUGUCGACCCCAGCUUCCUUGGAAUACACCAUUCUCAGAGGAUCCUUCGCCGCAAUCAAAAAGCGUAUUGAUAGCCUGCCGCGAUGGAAGCCCCUCUCCGACCUUGUAUGCCACCUCAUCUUCAAGUUCUCUCGAACCGAUAUCCUCUCCUACCUCACCGAAAACCAUCUCGAUUUACUCUGGACCACCUCCCGACUCACCAACCUGCCAUACCGCGCAUCCGCCAUCUACGGAAACCCCAACAUCCUUACCUGGUGGCGCGAUGCCCCCGCCCUCCCCAACAAAGAAUACAUCGCCGACGCAAUGGACGGAGCCUCCCGCGCCGGCUUUGUCAACGUCCUAGAAUGGUGGCGAACCUCCGGCCUCGAACUUCGGUAUACCGAGCGCGCCCUUGAAGCCGCCAGUGCCGAAGGCCGAGUAGCCGUCCUCGCCUGGUGGAAAGCCGCCUCGGCCAACGCACCCCCUUCCAACCCCAUCCCCCUCAAAGUCGGCAAAUCCGUCCUCCUUGCUGCCCAAUCCGGCCGCACCGCUUCCCUAGCCUGGUGGGACGCCUCUGGCAUUCCCUACACCCAUGGUGAAUCCGUUGCCCGCAUCGCCAGCACACACGGCCACGUCCACGUCCUCGACUUCUGGUACCGUCUGAAAGGCGCUAAGAUGAUUUUCGACAGCCAAGUUCUCGUCGGGCCCACCAAGAAUGGUCACGACAACGUCCUAGAAUGGUGGCGUCGCAGCGGACUCCGCGUCGAGUUCAAAACCUGCGACAUUGAAGAAGCUCUCGAGGACGCGGACCCGGUCUCGGGUGCUGAAGAGCGUGUCCGCAAAUGGUGGGCCCGGAACGGGCUUAACCUGGGUGUUGGAACGAGUGAGUGGAUGAAGACGAAAGUGUUGUGA